Thalassophryne amazonica is the source of this 917-nucleotide messenger RNA. It is a transcript of the gene rexo2, whose product is annotated as small fragment nuclease. Lineage: Eukaryota; Metazoa; Chordata; Actinopteri; Batrachoidiformes; Batrachoididae. Bases 104 to 745 code for a protein of 213 amino acids. The record is from RefSeq and is a predicted model, not a curated record. Gene Ontology annotation, molecular function: nucleic acid binding; 3'-5'-RNA exonuclease activity. Gene Ontology annotation, cellular component: mitochondrion. The transcript has 7 exons.
UUGCUUGCGUGCGGCGGCGGCGCAGUUUGUCGGCAGAACGACGUGUUUCUUGAAGUCACGCAGAAACGUUCCAGAUUGCAGAGCCGCCGACACCGGGAGACGGAUGGCGGCUUCCGAGGUGUCCCGAAUUAUGUGGGGUCCAGAGUCCGGGAGGAUGGUUUGGGUGGACCUGGAGAUGACUGGUCUGGACAUCAUCAAGGACCAAAUCAUUGAAAUGGCAUGCAUCAUUACAGACCCGGACCUGAAUAUUUUGGCUGAGGGGCCCAAUUUGAUAAUCCAUCAGCCGGACGAGCUGCUGGACGGGAUGUCUGACUGGUGCAAAGAACACCAUGGCAAGUCAGGACUGACACAGGCUGUGCGCGACAGCAAAAUUAGCCUGCAGCAAGCGGAGUACGAGUUCCUGUCCUUUGUCAGACAACACACUCCACCCGGACAAUGUCCUCUGGCUGGUAACUCAGUCCAUGAAGAUAAGAGGUUCCUGCAGAAGUACAUGCCUCAGUUUACGUACCACCUUCACUACAGGAUCAUCGAUGUCAGCACCAUCAAGGAGCUCAGCAGACGGUGGUUUCCCGAAGAAUACAAGAGGGUGCCUCAGAAGAAAGCAUCCCACAGAGCGCUGGAUGACAUCAGAGAGAGCAUCACAGAGCUGCAGUUCUACAGAGCACAUGUCUUCAAAACCUCAACGGAGGAGAAGAAGUGUGAGAUCAUGGAGAACGGAGGCAACGGCCACCGCAUGCCCCAGUGAACACAGUUCUCAUGAAGGAGGCCGUUCAGUGGUUAUUUCAGUUUGGUAUUUCACCGGACUCCAUCUUUGUUUGAGAAUUGUUCCAAAGUUUUAUGUGAAGGUUUCUUCACAGGGAGCAAAGUUAUUGUUUAUAUAAAAGAAAACCCUGAUUUUCAAAGGAAGAAAAUCAAAA